CCCGAUUCUUGUCUAUGCUACUGUGGAACCGAACAAGGCAGAUCUCUGCUAGGUUUUGGCAUAUGCUACGAUAGAGCCUCCUCCUGAACUGGCCACAAGGUGCAACACUUUCGUUGCGGCUUCACUCGACAACAAAGUAUUUCAAACACUUUCAAAUUCGUGAGCAGCGAUACGCACGCCGGUGGAAGGUUUUCGAAAAUACAGUGCGAUUAUUCAGAGCGUUUAGCUGAGGUUUGUCUCGGGAAUAAGUGAUCAUCUCGCGGCCAUCAAGAUGUCACAUAAGAUGUAUUAUUCGGAUAAAUACUACGACGAUAAAUACGAAUACAGGCAUGUGGUAUUGCCAAAGGAAAUGGUGAAAUCAGUUCCAACUACUCAUCUCAUGUCUGAACAAGAAUGGAGAGCUAUGGGUGUUCAACAAAGUCAGGGAUGGGUCCAUUAUAUGAUUCAUAAGCCAGAGCCACAUAUUUUGCUCUUCAAAAGAAAAAUAACAUCUCCACCACCAGAGAACUAAGUCUGUCAAACACGAAGGUGCCAUUUGUAAAUAACACUUCAGAUUUAUAAUAGCCAAUUGAACUAUACAACUGCAUUGGUUUUUAAAAUUGAGAAUAAUAUACUCAAAACACAUAGGCUCACACUUAAAAUUGACUGUUACCAAAAAAAGGCAUAGUAAACGAUAUUUUUCUAAAUUCUUUAUUGCGAGAGUAAUACAAUCAAUAUGGGAAGGCAAGUUAAUCAAAAUAGUAAUUCCAAAAACUGUACAUAUGUCUAUAAAGUCAUUUAGUUUUUAAUUACAGUUUAAAUAGUAGUUAUCUGAAUUUACCAUGACAGCCUGGUAUAUCAUUUAAGCGACUAAAGUAAGAAAUACCUAAGAGUUCUGAUCUUUUUUCUUAAAAUCGUAGUUCUGUAGCAGAGUCAUUCUGUUAAGAAUGCAUUGAGGAUUAAGGGAAAUUGUCAUAACAAUGUGAUUCAAGUGCCUUGCACGAACGUGCUAAUCAGUAGGGUAUAUAUACUUUAGUAUUACACGUUUAGAAUUAUCAUUCCUUAUAUUUAACAAGAAUGAUACGACAAGAGAAAGUGUGCCUUAAGUAUUAAGUUCGUUAAUUACAUAGCUAUUGAGAUUUCAUUAUUAACUAUUAAACAUCAGGUUUUGUGUUUACUACGUAUCUUGCGCUAUACACUUCUUAUUUCACAUCGAGCAAAAUUUACCAAUACAAACAUCUUGUGUACAAUUAUGUUCGGAAACAGCUCUCUAAUUAUUUAGUUUGACACCAUUGUCAGUAUUUCUAAAAAUAAUUACCAUGACUUAGUGUUAGAUGACUGCCAAUUAUUUUUUAUAAACGAAACAUGUACUGCCUGUUCUGAAAUAAAUAUUUGUGACUAAA
Ceratina calcarata is the source of this 1382-nucleotide messenger RNA. RefSeq names its product Cyclin-dependent kinase subunit 30A (gene Cks30A). Lineage: Eukaryota; Metazoa; Arthropoda; Insecta; Hymenoptera; Apidae. Gene Ontology annotation, molecular function: cyclin-dependent protein serine/threonine kinase regulator activity. The coding region runs from base 272 to 511 and encodes 79 amino acids. The transcript is spliced from 4 exons. The record is from RefSeq and is a predicted model, not a curated record.